UCAUAUUCUAAAAUAUUGUUGAAAAAUUCAAGUAUAAAUCCCCCAUAAUUUUAAAUUCAAAUUUAAAUAGCGUGAAUUCACCACACUGCUUAUCGGCUAGAGCUCAUCUCUAUAAUUCUGCAAUGUUUACCAACCUGAUAUUAUGCCGGUGACUCGAACUAGAAAGGGAUGGGGAAUCGGUGAAAGGCGCCAAAAGGUUUUGCCGCGAAAAGCGAAAAGGAAAAGACAGACUAAAAGGAAGGCAAAAGAAUCGCACCCAAAGCACGCUCUUCACGCAUUUAAAAUAAUCCAAAGAAAAAUUAGGAAAAUCAGCGUAUUGAUCAAGUGAAAGUGCAGAUCGCCAGCUGAUCGGUUAAUCGCAGAAUUCUCACAGCAGCUGUCUGUGAAUUAUGGCCUGCAAGCGGCUGAUGCUCGACGAUGAGGAACAAGAUGAUGGUUUUAGCUUCGAUUUGGAGAAUCAGGAGAAUAUUGCGACCAAUAAUAUGGCGAAACGUCGCAAGGGGCUGCUGGAGACGCCACUGCAGCGCAUGCUCAAGCGGCACAUUCCCGCCAAUUCGGCCACCGCACUGUCGCCCAUCACCGAGCUGUCGUACAAUAUGCGCGGCGCCCGUCUGAAUGAGUGCGCCGGUGGCACACCCAAGUCCACCAACACCCUACGAACCUUCAAUAGCAUCAAUAGCAUAGCCUCUAGCUGCGAUUCGGGCAACUCCCUGGACGACGAGUACCUGCACAUGUUCGAAUUAGACCAGAGAGAUGCUGUUGACCAUGAUUUGCCUGUGGGUUUGCCCGACGAUCUGGAGCAACUGAUUACUGGCCAGCUGAAGACGGACCACAUCUCGGAGAGCAGCAGCGAGCCAAAGGCCCGCUCGGCACGUCGCUGCCUGAGCAUGCUGCCCAGUGACCCAGCGGAAGAGGACUCCAAUGGUAGCAGCGUGUCUGUGCUUAGCCACAAGACGUCGCCCACCGCCACCCGCAUGCUGCUGCGCAAGUCCGUGUCCAUGAACGAUGCCGACAUUCUCACAGCCCUGGGCGACGAGCCCGAAUUGAUUGGGGAUCUGAGCAAACCAUGUGCCCUGCCCUGCCUGAUCGCUGGUACCCGUCAUCGGGACUUGAAGACCAUUUCGUGUGAUACCCUGGCGCGCCUGAUCAAUGGGGAUUUCGGCGAGCAGAUGGGGAACGACUGCUACCAGAUCAUCGACUGUCGCUAUCCGUACGAGUACGAGGGCGGGCACAUACGCGGUGCCCAGAAUCUGUACACUCGGGCCCUCAUCAAGGAGGCCUUUCCGGCUGCCGCAUUGAAGCCUGUGCCAGGACAGCGCUACAUCUACAUCUUUCACUGUGAGUUCUCGUCGGAGCGUGGACCGCAGCUGUUGCGCUUCCUGCGCAGCAACGAUCGCAGCCAGCACACGCACAACUAUCCGGCCCUGGACUAUCCGGAGCUGUAUCUGCUGCACAACGGCUACAAGGAGUUCUUCAAUCUCCAUGCGAAUCUCUGCGAACCCCGCGGCUAUGUGCCCAUGCUGGCGCCCGCCUACAACGAGGAAUUCCGACACUUUCGGGCCAAGACCAAGUCGUGGCAGUGCGGCGAUGGCGACGGCGGUGACAGUGGCAUUGGCGGCGGCGGCAGUACCGGAUCCCGUACCCUGCGCAAAUUUCGUUCCCGCUUGCUUUACGCCGAGUAAGCGGCGCCCAUCCUCAUCCACCUCUCCAUAAAAAUUAUUCUAAAGCUAAAUUAAUCGCUAGGAUUGAAAGGACGCAAAUUUAUAGUUUCGUUUCGUUGAUUUUUGUUCAAAUGUUAAGUUUUUCCUUUUAAGAUUUAAUGUUUAUUCGUAUUUCGAUUUCUAGCUGAGAGUUUUAUACAUAGAAAAACCCCACACCAACCAAAAAAAAAGAAAAGAAAUGUUCUCUAGUCAGUGAAAGUGAAAAUUUCGAAUUGAUUUAGUUUAUUGUUUGUGUUCGGCAUUUUAAAGUUUAGUUGCAGAAUAUAUAUAUGUAUUUCGUGUGUAAUUUUAGUUUUAAUAAAUUAAAUUUGUAAAUCAAAUGUUUCCCCAAAUCCCAAAUCCAAUAUAUUUUAAGCCUUGAAGGAAAUUAAGAAAAACUAUUCAAACAAUUGA
Messenger RNA from Drosophila miranda, 2114 nucleotides. Its product is annotated as cdc25-like protein phosphatase twine. The transcript has a single exon. The record is from RefSeq and is a predicted model, not a curated record. Lineage: Eukaryota; Metazoa; Arthropoda; Insecta; Diptera; Drosophilidae. Gene Ontology annotation, cellular component: nucleus; cytoplasm. Bases 390 to 1682 code for a protein of 430 amino acids. Gene Ontology annotation, biological process: G2/M transition of mitotic cell cycle; positive regulation of G2/M transition of mitotic cell cycle; positive regulation of G2/MI transition of meiotic cell cycle. Gene Ontology annotation, molecular function: protein tyrosine phosphatase activity.